This is a messenger RNA of Chrysochloris asiatica (Cape golden mole), 1783 nucleotides long. It is a transcript of the gene CFAP210, whose product is annotated as coiled-coil domain containing 173. The record is from RefSeq and is a predicted model, not a curated record. Bases 35 to 1678 code for a protein of 547 amino acids. Lineage: Eukaryota; Metazoa; Chordata; Mammalia; Afrosoricida; Chrysochloridae. The transcript is spliced from 9 exons.
CAAGUUUGGUAGCGUCCAGGGCAUCUCACCUGAGAUGUUGGUGAGGUUUGGGCGGCGCUGUGGACAGGCUAAGGAAAGCACGGAAACACAGAACUCUGAGGAAGACCAGGUUCUCUAUCCACCUCUUCUGCCUGGCACGGUAGACCUCCGUCAGGUCACCAUCAUUCCACACGGCGAGUGGAAGAGGAUUCAAGAUAGCCUUGACGGUUUGACAAGAGAAGCAGCAUGCCUUCGUGCAGAAAGAAAGGCAAAGAAAGAAAUGCAUCUCCGAUCCCAGGAAUUAGUAAAACACUGGACUAAUACUUAUGCAGGCAUGAAAGAACAGAAACUUGAAGCCAAAAAGAAACGUGAUGAAGAAGUAGAGGCAGAAAGACAAUUGCUUGAUAUGGAAGAAGAAAUACAUAAGCAAGGAGAAAGAAAAAAGGCCAUUGAAAACGCACGGCAAUAUCAGUUUUAUCAGACAGAGAGAGUGAAAAGCUUUCAUUCAGGACUUCUUCUUAGUAGAGUUAUGAAAGAACGUGAUGCCCAGAUUGAAUUCCAAAAGAGUAAAAUAAAAUCCGAUAACAAGUGGGAGGAGCAAAUGAAACUCACUGCUGAAAAAGCUCUUAAAGAAGAACAAGAAAAGGCAGCAAAAUGCCACAGAGAUAGAGUGGCCCUUGCCAAUGAUCACCUAAAACAAAUAAAGGAACAUGAAGAAGAAACAGAAAGAAAAAAGAAAGAGAGAGAAAUGGAUGCUGAGGAAAUUAAGCGGCAGAAUUCAUUAUAUGAACUAGAAAUGAGAAAAAAACUAGAAAAGAAAAAAGAAGAGAUCCAUGAAAGCAGGAGACUGUUUUUUGAACAUAUGAAUGAUAAAAAUAUCAUCAAAGCUGUAGAACAGCAGCAGCAAGUGGAGGAAGAUGAAAAGAUUAGAAAUUUUAUCAAAGCAAAAAAAUGUCUUGCAGAAAUGAAGAACAAAAAAGAAGCUGAAACACACAGGCUAAUGGAAGAACGGAGAGAAAGGAUUCAUAACUUCCUGGGUGAACUAAUGAAAGAAAAACUUGACAAUGAAGACUUGAUUAUUGCCAGAGUUAUUGCGGAAGCUGAAGCUGAAAGGGAAAAAAGAGACAUCGAAAGGUGUGAAAAAAACAAGGCAGAGAGAAAAGCGAUUGCGGAAUAUAGAGCCAUUGUGAUGAAAAAUAAAGAGGAAGAAGAAAGACAAAGAAAAAUCAACUCUAAAGAACAAUUGAUGGAGAUACUGAAAGCAGAUCAGAUAUUUUGGGAGCAUGAAAAGGAGAAAAAACGCAAAGCAGAUGAAGAACGCAGAAAAGUUCAAGAUGCCCAUAUUCAACAAAUGGCCAAAAAUAAGUUUAAUGUAAAGCAAUCGAAAGAAGCAGAAAUGGAUCAUUGCAGACUUACAGCAGCUAUUGCGGCUGAAAAGGAGAAAGAAUUCCAGGAUUAUGCAAGAGAAGUAAUUGAGGUGGAAUCCCGGUUGACUAAUAAAUAUAUUUAUCCUCUUGUAAAAGCUGUACAGGAAGGGCCUGGAGGUGGCCAUGGACCAAUGUUUAUGGACAGAGGUGGAAUAAGACCCAGCUAUAAGGCAAAUGAUGUCAUGGGGGUCCAGCUCCCUUUUUAUAACUCUCAGGGAUCAAAAUACACUAACUUUCAAAAGUCUAAGGGAAGGCUAGGUUUUACAUGGUAGAAAAAAUGCUUUUUAAGAUUAAGAAGACUAAAUUGUAGCAAUGAUGAACUACAAAGGUAAAUUAUAUACCUAUAAUUUGUCAAUAAAGUGGCUCUUCAUCUAAGU